UGAGUAUUGUCGAUUUACAGUGUAGACUUUUUCAAAUAUUACGCGAGAAAUCAGUAAACAUAAACAAUAACAGUGGAAUGUUUUCCGGGGUUUCUGUAGUUUUUCGAGUUUUCCGGUUUUGCGUAAAAAGAUUAUAAAAUAUGAACAACAAAAUUAUUAUUCGAGGAUAUCCGGACGUUUGUCGAAUAUGUCUUGUUGAAAGAAGUGAAGCUGAAUCAUUCACCUCGUUGAACAACAAAUUACAGGGAGGCUCUAGUUAUUGGAAAGCUCUUUCGGACCUUUGUGGUUCUUUGAACUGCGACGAGGAAUUUUGCGAGAAUGCCAAGAGCGAAUGCCAAGCUCAUAGCAUUUGCAGUAACUGUACACAGCAAAUUGAUGUCUUACAAGCCUUCAGGUUGGAAACUAUUUCGAAUCAGCUGUUUUUGAAGGCCUGGAUCGCUUAUCAAUGCCGAGCGAAUGCUGACCCGUUGAAAGAUCUGUUUCACAAUCAAACGAGGUAUCAUAAUUCAAUUCGCAAAACCCUUCGUCGCCUUGGUGUGCUUGAGAAAGAUGACACAGUCCUCACUAGCUUGAUUACCGACUCAGAGAAGGUUGAUGGCAGCGAUCUACUAAUUAAGGUGGAAGUGAAGACUGAAUCGGAGGAAACAAUCGACCCAUUUGCGGAUUCUCUAUAUGUUAUGAACGAUGAUAACAAUGACCAUGAAAAUAAACAACUCCAAACGAGUGACGAUGAGCAAGACGGAUCGGUCACAGGUUCAACUCAUAAUGCAAAGAUUGGGGAUACCGAAAAUCCGAAAAAUCGAAAAAGAAAUAUCGAUCGAUUGAUCGACGGUGUUCGAACGCGACCAUGUUAUCUUGCUAACUGCGAGCCGAUACCGUUAGGCCGAGCAGAGGAACAUACUCGCGAGAAGCACCGAGCCUAUUGCAAGCUUUGCGGUAUGGUGUUCCAAUCCCACACACAAACCGUUCACCAUUGGGCAAUCCACAAGAACGACGAGGACCGCAUCCUGUGUGAGGUGUGUGAGAAACCAUUUUGGCGAGAGUUGGACCUGAAGUUGCAUAGACGGGAGUUCCACGGGAUAGACGUUGCCAAUCACGAGUGUCCUUACUGCGGGGAAAAGUUUAAAAGGAAAGUCGAUAUGUUAAAACAUCGCGAAAUCCAUACCGGAUGCAAAUUCUGCAUCAAGCAGUGCAGUUCGUAUCGGGCAAUGUUGAAACACGCGAGACAGCAUCAUCGAAACGAGUUACUUCCGUGCAAUUCGUGCCAGGCCACGUUUCUCAGUACCAAAGAGUUAACUGCGCAUGAAACGAUGCAUGCAGAUGGACGAGUGGAGAAUUGUAUUCAGUUCCCGUUGAAGAACUGGACCGCAGCACAUUGCCAAACUUGCGAGAGAGAUUUGUUCAGUGUUGAAUACUUGCAACGUCACAUGGAGAACGAUCACAAGCAGGGGUCAGCUAAGAAACCGAUCAGGCAGAAGAAUUUCAAAAGGCGUUCUAAAGAAGAGUUAGAUCUGUUGGAAUACAAGUUCAAGUGCAGUGAUUGCUCUGCUCGAUUCCGUUUGAGGUCGUCGCUCAGGAGUCAUUGGAGGAAAAAUCAUAGCGGAUUGAAGUUCAUUUGCGAGCACUGCGGCAUUAGUUUCAAAUCCAAACACGAAAUGCUGACUCACGAAUUAUAUUUGCACAGCACAAAAAGGCCGUUUGCUUGCGAUUUUUGUGAGAAGCGCUGUCACACGAAGAACGAUCUUGCGAUCCAUCGCAGAAGCCACACCAACGAGAAGCCAUACAAGUGCUGGCACGAGGGUUGUGACAAAGCUUACAAAACAAGGUCGGCUGUAACCAAACAUUACCGAAUCCAUUCAGGUGAGAAACCGUACAAAUGUUCCUAUGGUGGUUGCGACAAAUCGUACGCUUGCAGUCAAUUACUAAAGGUGCACGUUCGGAAGCACACGCUGGAGAAGCCGUUUAAAUGUUAUUAUUGUGAGUUGUAUUUUAAUUCCACCAAUAAUCGCAGCAAGCAUUGUCACAGACACCACGUUGGAUUACCCAUUGGAAGAGAGUGGGAGAAGCUGAACAAGCAUCCUAAAAGGAGCGAGGAUGUAGAGUCGGCCGUUACUAAGAACUCGAAUACUGCUAAGCAAAAUGUUACAACAGUUAAAGCUGAAAUAAAGGCGUAAUGACCACGAAUAGAAAAAAAGUGUAUUUCGACACAGAUGCGGGAUCACAAUGUGUUGAAGGUUGUGUACAGUUACUGUUUGUUUUUAUUGUAGCACUGAAUAAAGUCAACUACUUAACCUUGUA
This is a messenger RNA of Armigeres subalbatus, 2298 nucleotides long. Its product is annotated as zinc finger protein ZFP2-like. The transcript is spliced from 4 exons. Gene Ontology annotation, cellular component: nucleus. NCBI's taxonomy places the organism in Eukaryota, Metazoa, Arthropoda, Insecta, Diptera, Culicidae. The coding region runs from base 141 to 2174 and encodes 677 amino acids. Gene Ontology annotation, biological process: regulation of transcription by RNA polymerase II. Gene Ontology annotation, molecular function: zinc ion binding; RNA polymerase II cis-regulatory region sequence-specific DNA binding; DNA-binding transcription factor activity. The record is from RefSeq and is a predicted model, not a curated record.